AGUUGUAGCGGUUGUGUGCGUGUGCGUGCGCGUGUGCGCGGCGGGUGGAUGGAGCGCGGCGCUCUGUGACUCGGAGGAGAUGCGCUCAGGGGCAGCCAUCAGGGUCUGCCAGAAGAUCUUCAGGUGUCUGUUCUCCGGGUUUGGGGGCCGAGUGGACGAGGGGCAGCCGGACCGGUGGUCGGAAAGGUGUUCGUUGGAAGAGCGGCUGGGCCCGCACGCCGAGGCGCUCGGGGACGCCGGGGACGCCGAGGCGCGGGCCGAGCCGCUGCUGGAGCUCUGUCAGAAGAGGCACUUCCUCCGGGGGAGCCAGCCGCCGCCUAGCCGCGACUCUCUCCUGAGCGGCUGCCACCCCGGCUUCGGACCUCUGGGCGUCGAGCUGCGCAAGAACCUGGCGGCGGAAUGGUGGGCCUCGCUGGCGGCGUUCCGGGAGCAGGUCUUCGCGGUGGACGCCCUCCACCACCAGCCUGGCCCGACGGCGCCCGGGGACCCGGCCUUCGGGCUCGUCCCCGCCGAAGCCCUGCGAGAGAUCUUGCAAGACAGAGAUCUGAGCAAGGAGCAGCUAGUAGCGUGUCUUGAGAACUUAGUAAGAACUUCAGGCAAACUGCGGGAGAGUCUUCUUCACGGUGCCUUGGAGCACUAUGUUAAUUGCCUGGAUCUGGUAAACAGAAGGCUACCUUAUGGCCUUGCUCAGAUUGGAGUGUGCUUUCAUCCUGUUUCUGACACUAAGCAGAUCCUUAAUGGUGUUAAAAGAAUUGGUGAGAAGACCGAAGCGUCACUGGUAUGGUUUACUCCCCCAAGGACUGCAAGCCAGUGGCUUGAUUUCUGGUUGCGUCAUCGGCUCCUAUGGUGGAGAAAGUUUGCCAUGAGUCCAUCUAACUUCAGCAGCAGUGAUUGUCAGGAUGAAGAGGGACGGAAAGGAAGCAGACUUUACUACAAUUUUCCCUGGGGAAAGGAGCCAGUAGAGACUCUGUGGAAUCUAGGAGAUCAAGAACUUUUGCACACGUAUCCUGAAAAUAUGUCUAAAUUACACGGCCGAGAUGGGCGGAAAAAUGUGGUUCCUUCCGUUCUGUCUGUAAAUGGGGAUCUGGACUGCGGCGUGUUGGCUUACCUCUAUGAUUCUCUCCAGCUCACAGAGAACUCCUUUGCAAGGAAGAACACCCUUCAUAGAAAGGUCCUUAAACUUCACCCUUCUUUAGCCCCCGUUAAGGUUGCUUUGGAUAUGGGAAGAGGCUCCACAGUGGAAUUAAGACAGGUUUGUCAAGGGCUGUUUAAUGAAUUACUAGAAAAUGGAAUUUCUGUGUGGCCUGGUUAUCAGGAGACUGUGCACUCCUCAAUGGAUCAGCUCUAUUCAAAGUAUGAUGAAAUGAGUGUCCUUUUCACAAUCCUGAUCACAGAGUCCACUUUGGAGAAUGGCUUAGUGCACCUGAGAAGCAGAGACACCACCAUGAAGGAAAUGAUGCACAUAGCCAAACUAAAGGACUUUUUAACCAAGUAUAUAUCCGCGGCUAAAAACGUGUAGGCUUUCACAUUGAUAUAAUAAACAUUCUUCUUACCUUA
This is a messenger RNA of Dipodomys ordii (Ord's kangaroo rat), 1557 nucleotides long. It is a transcript of the gene Polg2, whose product is annotated as polymerase (DNA directed), gamma 2, accessory subunit. NCBI's taxonomy places the organism in Eukaryota, Metazoa, Chordata, Mammalia, Rodentia, Heteromyidae. Gene Ontology annotation, cellular component: cytoplasm; mitochondrion. Gene Ontology annotation, biological process: mitochondrial DNA replication. The transcript has 8 exons. The coding region runs from base 80 to 1519 and encodes 479 amino acids. The record is from RefSeq and is a predicted model, not a curated record.